ACUGCAGCCAGUGCGCACACACGGACACACACAAACUCUCUUCGUCGGCUUUCCUCUGCACGCGAAAGGCUGUCCCACUCAGCGCGCACUCGACGUGACCGUUAUUCUAUUUCGCAAGACACGGGACUGUCCGGGCUCUGAAAAUCAAUCCACACAACAACCCGGUGAACGUUAAUAAACCUCGUCUGACAUCGGUAAAGAAACAACGGGACCGGGCCCACGGCACUGCAUUUCAGCACGCGGACAGAAACACAGAGACAGACAAACCCGGUUCAGGCAUCGGGACUCACGCGCUGCAUGCAAGCCCUGUACGCCGCCUCCGCGCACAGAAUGCAGCAUCCCCUGACGGGAGGAACGUGCGUGGCGAUGCCCAACGUAGACAUGUGUCCUCAACUGUCCUGCGCUGCUCUCACCUUUAUGUACCUCCAGCAGGGUAACCAGGAGGCCCCUCCCCCUCCAGACUCCAGGACUCAGCCGUACCCCUCUGCCCAAUUCGCCCCCCCUCAGAACGGCCUGCCCGCUGAGUUCACCGCCUCACACCCUCACCCUGCGCCCCCCGACUACACAGGACAGCCCCCCGUCAGCGAACACCCCCUCAACAUGUACCCCACUUCACAGAACCACAGUGAACAGAGUGGACAGGACACCAGCAUACAGACCGUCUCAGCCACAGCCACACAGACAGAGGAGGAGUCUCAGACAGACAGUCAGCAGCAGAGCCAGUCGUCUGACAGUUGUAACAGUAAGACUCAACCCAAGCGUCUCCAUGUCUCCAACAUACCCUUCAGAUUCAGGGACCCAGACCUCAGGCAAAUGUUUGGCCAAUUUGGUCAAAUUUUAGACGUUGAAAUCAUUUUUAACGAGCGGGGCUCUAAGGGUUUUGGGUUCGUAACUUUCGAGCAUAGUGCGGACGCUGACAGGGCGCGAGACAAAUUACACGGCACGGUCGUAGAAGGCCGUAAAAUAGAGGUCAACAAUGCAACGGCACGGGUAAUGACCAAUAAGAAGACAGUCAAUCCUUAUGCAAAUGGGUGGAAGUUGAACCCAGUAGUCGGUGCAGUCUACAGUCCAGAGUUCUAUGCAGUACCGGGCUUCCCCUACUCAGCAGCCAGUGCAGCGGUGGCGGCCUACAGAGGGGCCCAUCUAAGAGGUCGAGGGCGUACGGUCUACAACACAUUCAGAGCAGCCGCACCCCCACCUCACAUCCCCACAUACGGAGGUGUUGUUUACCAGGAUGGAUUUUAUGGUGCAGAUAUUUAUGGGGGCUAUGCUGCCUACAGGUAUACUCAGCCUGCUGCCGCCACAGCUGCUGCAUACGGUGACAGAGAUAAUUUGGUCCUCCUUGCAGCAGAUGAAAUGUCUUGUAACACCUCUACAGUUACGGACCAGUAUAUGCUGCGGACCCCUACAACCACCCACUUGCUCCAGCAGCCACAUACAGCAUUGGUGCCAUGAAUCCGUUUGCCCCGUUGGCUGAUGCCAAGACGAGGAGUCAUGCAGACGACGUGGGGCUGGUGUUGUCCUCCCUGCAGGCUAGUAUAUACAGGGGAGGUUACAGCCGCUUCGCCCCAUACUAACCCACCAACCAACCUCCCCACAACCAAACAACAACCAAUUACUACCCUACCAACCAACCAACCUCCCUAAAACCAUACAACAACCAAUUACUACCCUACCAACCAACCAACCUCCCCACAACCAAACAACUUCAAAUCCUUUCUGACAGGGAUACAACCGAGCGACCAACCAACCGACCAACCAACAAACAAACCACACAACCAACAAACCAGUAUGUGAGUGAGACAGACAGAGAGAGAGAGAGAGACAGACAGAGAGAGAGAGAGAGAGACAGACAGAGAGAGAGAGAGAGACAGACAGAGAGAGAGAGAGAGAGAGAGAGACAGAGAGAGAGAGACAGAGAAAUAACUUUGAGGCCUGGGUAUUGCAAUAUAUGCUGUCGAGCAUGAUUUUAGCAGCUCC
Messenger RNA from Oncorhynchus mykiss (rainbow trout), 1980 nucleotides. NCBI's taxonomy places the organism in Eukaryota, Metazoa, Chordata, Actinopteri, Salmoniformes, Salmonidae. The record is from RefSeq and is a predicted model, not a curated record.